Molecule: messenger RNA, 2535 nt
Organism: Copidosoma floridanum
Lineage: Eukaryota; Metazoa; Arthropoda; Insecta; Hymenoptera; Encyrtidae
Product: prominin-1
Cellular component (GO): membrane
Source: RefSeq, a predicted model, not a curated record
ACUGCUUUUGGUGUUGGUGCUGAUGGUGUUGGGCCUCUCCUUUGCGACACUUUCCAGUUUGGCUGUGCGGAGGGGUACUCGUGAAUUGCCCGACCACUUGGACAAUGCCACGGAAGAUCUUCAGGUGUACUCCACCGGCAUCAUCGCGGAAAUGGACGUACUGCUGAUAGAUAAUUUCCACAAGUUGGCGGAAGAGCUCAUUUCAAUGCUAAACAGGUGCAGCGAAUGGGUAAUCAAUAAGUUGAUGGAAUGGGGUCCACGUAUAAGCGACGUGUUCGACAAACUCGAAGAAAUGGUAAAUGGCCUCAAGGACGUGGAAAAAAGUCUUGGAUCGAUCAUUGAAAUUGUCCUUUCCCUUAAACAGGAAGCAACAAUAGUCGACAAUGAGUUUUCCACAAUCAAGGAUAAAUUGAUAUCCGUGCUGGAAUUUAAUGGCAACGAGGAAAGCAAACGUAUCCAAGACGAAAUCAAAAGUUACAGUAUAAAAACAGCCGAAAUACUCGAAAAAUUGCCAGUCGAUGACGUGAAAAACGCCCAAAGCAAAAUCAAGGAGCUAUUCGACAAGGGAAUACUGAGCAACGCACUGAAGGGCAGGGAGGAGUUGGAAAAAAUUAAGAGCGAAAUCCAACAAAAGGUCGAUCUAUCUGUAUCCAAGAUUGUGGACAAUGUUUCGGACGUAAGCCAAAACUUGACCAAAGUUUUCAAAAAUGAGACCAAAUGGAUAAACGAAACGUUAUCCGAGUUGGUGGACAAUCACACCAAACCUGCCAUAAACGAUAUAAGACUCAACAUUGACAAGUACUCGGCUUAUUGGCACAUUUUUGGCAUAGUCGUUUGUUCCACCAUACUCGUCAUAUCCGUACUGGUACUUUUCGGUGCCAUGUGUGGCAUGUGCGACAAAAACCCAAAAGAUUACGACAAAGGCUGUGGCUCCUGUUUCUUGACGACGGCCGUAUGGAUGAUAUUUUGCGUGACGAGUAUACUGGUCGUGCUAAACGUGGCGCAUAUGCUGGUAGGUAUUUUGAGUGAGCGUAUGGUCUGCGAAUCGCUCAAGAAUCCCCGUGACAGCCAGAUUGUUCAAGUAGCAAGUAAAACAAUAUACAUCGGGAGCUUGGAGUAUGGAUCACUUCUGUCACCAAAUUGGAGCCUCCACGAUUUAAUAGACUCCUGUCGCGAAAACAAUGCUCUGGCCAAAGGAUUGAAGUUGGAAGAAGCCACAAUCACUGGAGUUUGGAGAAACUACACCGACAGUUACGACAUUGACAAAAGAAUCGACGAUCUCGUGAACGGCAUAAACCUCAACUUUGACUACGAGUUGAUGAACAACGGGACGAAGGAACAACUACGAGAAUUCGCCAACGGCGCGGUCAACGAAAUCAAUUUCGAGGAAAUAGACAAGGUUUUGAAGCAGAACUUUACGGGCUUCGAUUCGCACGAAUUUGCGGAGAAACUCCGCAGUUUUUCCGAAAAAUUGCCCGAUGGCCACCCCUCGAGGUCGGAGGUGGUGAAAUGCGCUCAAGAUUUGGAAAAACUCGGGGAAAGGAUCGUCAAUAUGACCAACCAGGGCCGCGGCUUAAUCGGCACCGUUGAACGACUGCGGGAGCAGAUAAAAUUUAACGCCACGUCGAUCCAAGAGGCCAUUGAAAACCUCAUCGAGGACGUAGAGGGCGCGCAGCAUUGGGUCAACCAUAACGCCACCACUUCCAUAAAAGAACUGGCCACGAUUUUUGGAACGUCUUUGAAAAAUCGCGUUGACGAGUUCCUCACUCACGUGUCGAGCAACGUAGCGCAAAAGGUUGGCAGAUGCGCUCCGCUGUCGAAUUUGUACGACGCGACGAUAGUAGCUGGCUGCGACAAGAUCCUCGACCCGUUCAAUGGGUACUGGCUGAGCGUCGGGUGGUGCCUGUUUCUCUUUGUUCCCAUGGUCAUUUUCAGCGUGAAAUUCAUUUCCCUGCAGAAAAGGCCUUACAUUGAUUCGAAAUAUUUAUUUGUUGGCCCGGGAGAUUAUCAAUCACAAGCCACCAUAGAUCCAAACAACUUGAGAGGGAUGAAAAAGUCCAAUUAUCCCACGCGGGGAAAUGACAAUCAGUUUAGAAGACAGUAUAGUUGGCGCUCCUCUAGAAGUCACUAUUAAGUUUAUAAUAAUUUUUGUUUAAAUGUAAAAAUUUACACGUAUAUUUUUUUGUCACUUGUUAAAUUAUGUGGACACGUUUCAAGUGGAUGUUGAAUGUGCAGUAUUUAGCGUGUGGUAGUCGAGUACAAUAAUAUUUUUACCACUUUUCCGAGACAUGCUAUUUUCGAGAUGUUCGUAUCUAUAAAAAAAUUUGGAAGCUGAUUCGGAAACAAUUAAGCAACAUAAGCAAAUCAAUUUUUUUUCAUGCGUUUUUAAAAAAUUUUUAGUAUAGUUAAACAGAAAUCUCUUAACAAAUAGAAAGUUGACUUUUCGUCCUGUGCAACGUCUAAUGCAAAAAUACGUUGCACCACGGAAGGAAAGAAAUCAGAUUAUAUCGAAUGCCUAUUCGCUCCGAGCCGAUA